UAGCAGCUAGCAUUGCAGUGGCAACGGCAGCUGGUGCUCCGACUGGCAGUCUGGCACUCGGCGAGUGGGAGUGCGUGUACGCUGGUGGCGACUGGUGAGCGCCUGAACGCGAGGUGAGGGGAGGGAAAGGAAAGGAGAGGGACGGCGGCGGCACACCAGUACACCACACAGGCGCACACGCGCGCACACUGCACCACCCACGCCAAGGCGUUAUUUUAAGGGCGGCGCCACCACUGUUGUCGCCUGCUCCGCUCCCCGUUGCCUCCUCCUCCUCCUACCCUCGCUCGCUCAGCUCCCUUUCCCUCAGCCCCACUCCCUCGCCCUCGCUCUUUCCCUCACCCCGUCGCACUUCCUCCCACUAGUAGCCAGUAGAGAGGAGGAGGGCGGGCUAGGGAGCCACGCCCUCGCCGCCGCCGCAGACGAGAGCCGGAAGCCGUAGGGCGCGCGGCGACGCACGCGGCAGCGCGUGCCAAUGGAGACCGGCGGCAGCGGCAGCAACGGCGGCGGCGGGAGCGACGACGUCCGCGGGCUCAAGUUCGGCAAGAAGAUCUACUUCGAGCAGGACGCGGCGGCGGCCGCGGGCGGGAGCGGGGCGGCGGCGGCGGGCGGCAGGAAGGGGAAGGGCGUGGCUGCCGGCCCGCCCCACGCCGCCGCGCCGCCGAGGUGCCAGGUGGAAGGCUGCGGCGUGGAUCUGAGCGGCGCCAAGCCGUACCACUGCCGCCACAAGGUCUGCUCCAUGCACACCAAGACGCCGCGCGUCGUCGUCGCCGGCAUGGAGCAGCGUUUCUGCCAGCAGUGCAGCAGGUUCCACCAGUUACCUGAAUUUGACCAAGGAAAACGUAGCUGCCGCCGCCGCCUCAUUGGUCACAAUGAGCGCCGGAGGAAGCCACCACCUGGACCUCUCACUUCACGCUAUGGCCGGCUUGCCGCAUCAUUUCAAGAGCCUGGCAGGUUCAGGAGCUUCCUGCUGGACUUCUCGUACCCAAGGGUUCCGAGCUGCGUGAGGGAUGCGUGGCCAGCGAUUCAGCCCGGCGGCGAUCGGGUGCCGGGUACUAUCCAGUGGCAAGGGAACCAAGAAGCUCACCCUCACCGCAGUACAGUUGCGGGCUACGGCAACCACGCAUACAUCGGCCAUGGCGGCUCGGUGGCGGGGCCUUCGGUGCUCCCCGCCGCCUUCGAGCUCCCGCCGGGCGGAUGUGUCGCCGGAGUUGCCACCGACUCCAGCUGUGCUCUCUCUCUUCUGUCAACAACAACUCAGCCAUGGGAUAGUGCCCAAAGUGCCAGCCACAACCGGUCCCCAGCCAUGUCCGAGGCCAGCGCCUUCGAAGGCACCCCGGUGGCGCCCUCCGUCAUGGCGAGCAGCUACCCGGCGGCCGGCGCCUGGACCGGCUCCCGGGGCCCUGCCCCCGACGGCGCCAGGAGCGUGCAGCACCCCGAGGAUGCUCUGCACCUGGUCCACCCGGGCUCGGUCCACCACGGCAACUUCUCCGGCGAGCUCGAGCUCGCGCUGCAGGGAAGCGGGCCGUCGAACACGCCGCACGCCCACCACGGCAGCUCCGGCGGCACCUUCAGCCACUCCAGCAACGCGAUGAACUGGUCCCUGUAGGGACGGGGGCCGUCCCCCCUCGGCACCGCCUGCCUCGCCGCUCGCCCCUCGCCACGCCACCAAGACAUGGAGCACCUGGGCGCCCUGGUUUUGCGCGCCGAACCUUGCUGACUCUGUUUUCAGGGUGGAACAGGGGGGGAUUCCUAACCGGUAGAUCGUCGUGAGUUUCCCUUUCCCGUGUAGCCCGCUGCUUCCAUGAACUCGAUCGGCCACCUGAUGAUGAUGAUCCUACAAUUUCUAGAACUCCGUAACCUGAAUUGUUCGCCUAUGAAGAUGCUUUUCAAGGGACUUGUUACUAUUUCUCGUGUUGUUGCUUAGUUUGGAACUCAAAUAUCUACGAUGAUUUUUAUAUCUACCUAAUUAAUGAAGGAAUCGUCAAUUCAUCAUCC
Panicum virgatum (switchgrass) is the source of this 1995-nucleotide messenger RNA. RefSeq names its product squamosa promoter-binding-like protein 17. The record is from RefSeq and is a predicted model, not a curated record. Gene Ontology annotation, molecular function: DNA binding. The transcript is spliced from 3 exons. Lineage: Eukaryota; Viridiplantae; Streptophyta; Magnoliopsida; Poales; Poaceae. Gene Ontology annotation, cellular component: nucleus. Bases 473 to 1606 code for a protein of 377 amino acids.